AUUUUCCAAUGGUUCAAUGGUCAGCACAGCUGGAAACCCAUAUCUUCGAUAUCUGGCGUGUUUACGUGCUUUUAAGGCCGCAAUUUCUUAGCCUCUUCGUAGCGAUACGCAGGAGUCUUUCCUAAUUGAUCUACUGUGAAGCUAUGUACUUUCCAUUAUCCGUAUUAUACGUUGCUCUUAUCUUCAGUUCAUGUGACUUUGGCUGGUCUGGACUCUGAGCGAAACCUUGAGGCUGGUGGAUCUUUGAAAGAAGGGAUCCGGUUAAAGUAUCUUCAUUCCACCUCUCGCACAACUGCCGUACAUUGGAGUGACAUUGGUUACUCAUGGCUGUCAUGCUACCCCUUUGACCGCACGUCUGGGGAAUAUAUAUGAGUUCCUCAUCCCCUCGCAAUAACCUUCCCUCAUCAGUGUUCCUAUUUUCAAAAGCCUAAUUCUGUGUAGUCUAUCCUCUUCCUUCGUGGAUAUUUUCAACAUUUCAUUUCAUUUUCCUGAACAAUUUUUUUUACAAGGCCAUGUUGGUUGACAACCAAGAACCGGCAGGAGAUGAUGUGGUGUUUGGAAUUGGCAUAGCUGAUUCACAAUACGCUUUAAGAACACGAAAGCUCAUCAAGCUAAUCACAGAAUUACGUGCUAUUGGUGCCGAAGCGCACUUUGACCUACCACGAAUUGCUGUGAUAGGUAAUCAAAGUGCAGGAAAGAGCUCUCUUGUCGAGGCGAUCAGCGGCAUUACUGUUCCCCGUGCAACCGGUACUUGCACCAGAUGUCCUAUGGAAUGUCGUUUGACAUAUUCGACGAAUCCGUGGCAAUGUCAGGUUCUUCUCCGGCGGGAAGGAGCCACGAAGGGAAACGAGGAAAUGUUCGGCCCGCUUCUGACGGAUCCUAGUGACCUCGAAGAUAUGAUACGUCGUGCUCAAGUGGCCAUACUUAAUCCCAGUACUGCCUCUGCUUCAUUUGUAACUGGAAUUCUGCCAACAGAGCGGGAGCAUCAAUUCUCUUCUGAUGUUGUCUGUAUUGACCUAGCAGGACCAGAUGUCACAGAUUUGGCUUUCAUUGACCUCCCUGGAAUCAUAUCCCACGUCGCGCCUGGGGAGGAGAGGGCAAGUAUAACAGCAGUGCGUGAUAUGGUUCAGAAACAUAUUCAGGGAGAUACAUUAAUCCUCCUUACCAUCACAAUGCGGGAUGAUCUGAACAAUCAAGGCGCUGCUGAUCUUGCUCACUCUGAAGAUGUCACAGGGAAGCGCACGAUCGGUGUUCUGACGAAGCCCGAUCUCAUUCAACCGGGAGAAGAGUCAGGAUGGGUGGGAGUGCUGGAGGGAACCGCCCAUCCCCUCAAACAUGGAUAUUUUAUCACAAAGCAACCAUCACCGAAGGAGCUUGAAGAGCAAGUGACGUUCCGCGAGGCGCGCGACCGGGAGAAACAUUUCUUUCAGAGCCAGUAUCCAUGGGAGGGUCUCCCCGGAUUGCGUCACCGCAUGGGGACGCCAAACCUCACAAAGGAGCUCAGCAAGCUUCUUGCUUCAGUGAUCAAUCAUGCAUUACCAGACUUGCGCCUGAAGUCGAAGCAAAGACUCCAAGAGAUCAAGGAGAUGCUAGAAGCGCUUCCACCUCCGCUGUCUGAGAAUCCUGUGGCAGAACUUCUGAGGCUCGUUACCAGGUUCUCAGUCGAUGUGGAGCAUGUGAUCCGCGGCAGCGAAUCAUUUGAAUCCUUGCUUCAGUCCUGCCGAGCUGCUUAUGCCAGCUUCAAAUGUGACAUCCAUGGAACCGAGCCCAUUUUCAAGCCUUUUAUCAAUGAAGACGAGGCGUCUGACCGUUAUUCGCCCAUGGAGGAGGCCUCGGAAGUGGCAUUCGAAGAAGUUAUACACGAAGACCCAGUAACCAAUGACUCCGGGAACACGAACGCUCUUUCACCCAUGUACCUGGAAGACGUUCGUGCUCACAUUCAAAAGUCUUUGACGCGCGAGUUGCCGUUCAACGUCCCGUAUAGGGCCAAGGUGACCCUCAUCGAAUGUUUCUUCGCCGACUGGGAGGAUUAUUGUCAGAAGUGUUUCGAUACUAUUUACCAUGCUACUCUCAAGGAAAUCAUUUGUCUCGUCCAACGGCAUUUCGGACAGCAUAGUUCAACUUCUCUUCCGGGCCAUGUCAGAAGUAUCGUGGAAGAUCAAAUCGAAGUAUCGCGACGGAAGACGCAAGAGCGUAUUAAGUGGUUGUUGGAAUUGGAAAGACCUCCCUUCACGGUAAACGACCAUUACUUCGCCUCCAAGCGUGAGAAGUAUCUCAUACAGUACAAGAGUCUUCGUUUGCCUACACAGUAUAAUGCAACGGCCGUCCGGGAAGCUCUCUCUGCCCUUGCCCGGAUAGGUUAUACUGGCUUAACGGGAGAGAAAUUGGCUAGACUUCACGGCGAUGACGCAUACGAGGAGGAAAUGGUUGUUAUGGCGGAGACAAUGGCGUAUUUUCACGUCAGCUACAAGCGAAUUAUUGACAACCUUCCCCGCGUCAUUGACUUGGAUUUCUUGCGUUCCAUAGCGAAAGAACUCCAAGAUUCACUCAUCGAGGGGUUAUCUCUAGCGGCGGGGGAUGCAACAGCAAGAGCUGAGGGUUACCUUGCAGAGGACCCGGACGUCGCAACUCGAAGAGCGUCAUUGGCUCGUCAGAGGGAUAUGUUGGAGAUCGUUCUACAGAAGAUAUUCCUUUUUGGAGCAUAGAUCUGUUCUAUCGGAUUCGAACUAAAGAAAUUCAAACUCAACUUGGGUGUAGUCGUAUGUACGAAAGAGGACGAUUAUAGUAUGCGAUCGUUUGGAACACCGAUUGUAGGAGGGAAACUAUGGAUCCGAAGGUAUUACAAACUUCUACUGUAAUGUCUAGUCCGUAAAUAAAGGGUCCGCAACCCAAAGCCCAGCGAUCUAAGAGCACAGU
This is a messenger RNA of Somion occarium, 2916 nucleotides long. NCBI's taxonomy places the organism in Eukaryota, Fungi, Basidiomycota, Agaricomycetes, Polyporales, Cerrenaceae. The record is from the annotation of a GenBank genome assembly.